Drepanopeziza brunnea f. sp. 'multigermtubi' MB_m1 is the source of this 1773-nucleotide messenger RNA. RefSeq lists its product as uncharacterized. NCBI's taxonomy places the organism in Eukaryota, Fungi, Ascomycota, Leotiomycetes, Helotiales, Drepanopezizaceae. The record is from RefSeq and is a predicted model, not a curated record.
AUGACGGACUGGCUGAGACCUGUCUUUGGACGAGGCAGAACAUACGGCGCGUCAAAUGCCAGUGAACGGCCAAGCAACCUCUCUUUCGACGAGAGUGUUGCUGGCACGGAGAGUGAGGAUGGCAUCUCGAUCCAUGCCAGCACCCCCCGACUUCGACCCUCAUCUCGAGUAUCUUCCUUCAUUGGCAUCCGUCCCGCGACGCCGCCAAUCCCCCCGACGCCGGAUACAUUCUUUAGCCUUCGGAAUCCCGAGACGGUGUAUCACAAGCCCUCGGGGGAUCAGAUGGCGGAAAUGCUCAAGGUGAUCAUGAUGAAUCAGAGCUCGGUCGCGCCGGUCCCGGUGGAAUACAACAGCGCCAUCCUGCACGUACUGGAAGCCUAUCAAGAGCUGGGACAGGAGCUACGGAGAAAGAACGAGUCGAUCGAAGAGCUGAAGCAGGGGCACACGAAGGACAUCAAGGACUUUGAGACGUUGGCUACGCAGUGGGAUUUGAAGGAGCGGGACUACAAGAAUGAGAUGAGGAAGUUGGAGGUCUUGCUGAGCAACACAGAGGGGGGUAUGGAAAAAGUCAGCUUGGCUAGAACCAAGAGUACAGUCCAUGGCUCGAAGAUUGGAGAAAGAAUCGGACGGGAGGUUGGCACGAUCAAGGCGCGAAACGUUGCGCGUAACUCCAGAGGGCGUUCGGACAGUAUCACAGAGAUACCCAUCGAGAUUACUCCGAAUGACAAAUAUCGAGCCGAUCGAUUCUUCAAGACCAGAAUCAGAGCCAAUGCGCGAGAAGUGUCGACCGACGUUCGUAAUACACCACCCGAAAUCUCUUCCAAGGGCCGUGUUCUAGAGUCACGAGCAUCCACUAGCAGUUUUCCUCUGUACGCGUCGCCAGCAGAGUUGGUCGAAUCGGUGCGACAACAAGGUCCAGAUCCUGACUUGGCGGCACUUAGCCAGGCGCAGCUUGAGGAGCUUGCGCGACGGCAAGCACAGGCGGAGUUUGGGGCGGCCUUCAAUUCGUCUUCCGAGUCGGAAUCGAGCACAAAUUCACCCAAGGGUAGGAGCGACACCGUUUCCCCACUUGCUGCCCCUUCUGGGCUUGGUAUUGGCUUCCAGGCGAGGUCCAUGUCGAUCAAUUCGACAGGCUCGAUAUGGAGGAUGGCAGAUCUGUCGAUCCGGGAAUCCAUAGGCUCCAAGUCUCGCUAUGACAGCCUGUCCCAGGAAUCGCCUUCGCAGGUUGCGUUCUCCUUCCGACCGGGCGACGAUGAAGUCCUCGCGCAAAGGGCCAGGACCGGCCAGACACCAAGACGGACCCGAGCAGGCUACAGUCAUCCGCGAAGUUCCACAGAAGCGAGCCAGCCGCCGUCGGAGUCACCCUCUCUGUCAAGAGACGGUACCUUCGAGACGUCUCGCCACUCGAGGACGGAGGCGACCAAGCCCUCCGGAAGAACGGCCGUGCCCCCGAGAACAUCCAGCCGAAGCCGACCACGCGAGAUCCAGGAGACGGAGACGACGAGGCGUGACGAGUCGAACAGCAGCUUUGUCACCGCACUUCGUCACAACUCCGGACGAAGCAGCGCGCACGGAUCGCAGAACAGCAGCCGGAAUCGACGAAACCUGGACAGGAACUCUGGAAGUGGCGAGGCUGUCACGGCUGCCGCGAGGGCCUUCAACGGUGCGAAGCGGCGGCCGGUCCUGGAUCGCUCCGGCUCCUCCGGGUACCAGGGAGCUCGAGAGAGGAGAAGCCAGGACGAGGCAUCGAUGGACGGUCGAGGUCCGAAGUGA